Drosophila montana is the source of this 4360-nucleotide messenger RNA. RefSeq names its product datilografo (gene dati). Lineage: Eukaryota; Metazoa; Arthropoda; Insecta; Diptera; Drosophilidae. The transcript has 10 exons. Gene Ontology annotation, biological process: regulation of transcription by RNA polymerase II. Gene Ontology annotation, cellular component: nucleus. Bases 446 to 3685 code for a protein of 1079 amino acids. The record is from RefSeq and is a predicted model, not a curated record. Gene Ontology annotation, molecular function: DNA-binding transcription factor activity, RNA polymerase II-specific; RNA polymerase II cis-regulatory region sequence-specific DNA binding.
GCCUUAAGUUCAAAUUAGUUUCAAUAAUGCAUAAUAAUAUAUAAACUGUAAACAUAAAAAUAGGAUAUUAUAAAUAAAGGUGGUAACAUAAAAUCAACGGAUGUUAGUGGAACCUAUUCCGUUAUCAAUCAACAUUUUUGUACAUUCCAAAUGACUGACGCCCAAUGCAAUGAAUCUUGACAAGGAGUAGGAAUGCUUACAAUUGUAUGUUGUUUGGAACAGAUCCAUCACCCUGGGUCCGAAAGAAUUGCUACUGCGAUCGGAAGCAAAGGUCGACGAGUGGCUGCUGUUGCAGUUCACCAGCGACCAGCAGUACAUAGGCAAAGCCUACCAGCAUCAAGAGCCGCCACACCGACCUCAAACGUAAGCGCAACCGGAUACGAAGCUGAAAGCUUCAGAGCUUUAGCUGAUCCCACAAAACAAGAUUCCGUUACAUAUUUUAAAAAUGGAUGCGGCUGACUUUUGGCAGCAGGCCCGAGCGCCCUUUGCACUGCACACUGCUGCGACGGCAUUGCACCAGCACCAGCACCAACAUACGCAACAGCACCCGCACCCUUUGUCCAGCCAGCAGGAGCAGCAUGCCAACCCUACAAAUAACAAUAACCACCUGCCAUUAAAUAGCAAAUUGGAGCCGAACCAGGUGCAGCAACAAGAGCAUCCGCAGCAGCAACAGACACAUCAGCAGCAGCAGCAACAACAGCAGCAACAGCCACAGCAGAACAUUGAAACUCAGCUCCUGCAGCAACAUGUCGAACAGUGCUAUAGCCACGAAUCAUUUGGAGGGCAGCAAUCGGUGGCUACGGCACCAACGUCAACGCAGCUGAGCAACCAUCAUUUGUUAUUUAACGCAGCCGCCGCGGCGGCCGCGGCAGCGCACCUCAAAUCAACGGCAUUAAAUAACCAUGCUCAAAAUAAUAGCACCAGCAGCAAUGCUAAUUCGACAGAUCAGUUGGACAAUCCACUGCCGCUUCCUAUUCCCACGCUUAGCAACCACAAUCUUAACAGCAGUGGCAAUCUUGCAGUUAAAACCAAGCAAGAGCAUGACCAACAGCAGCAGCAGCAGCCACAGCACUCCGAGGAUCCCCGCCCGCAGCAAUCCGAGCAGACAUACAGUACUAGCUUUUACGCCGGCCCUUCUGAGCAGCGUUCACAACUUCACCAGCAGCAGCAGCAGCAGCAACCACACCAGCCACGCAGCCCACUGCUCACCAAAACGAUAUCCCAAGGUCAGCAAUCGCCGCAACACUCGAUAACUCCGUCUGGCGGUAGUUCAACACCCGAUAUAAAGUACAACAACGAAAAGUUGGCCAACGAAAUCCAGCUUCAGCUCUCCAGGUCCAGUAGCGCAGCAGCGAUCAGUGAACGUACCCUUGAAGAAUGUUGGUCAACCCUGCAACGAGUGAGUUGGCAUCUCUUCCGUUGUCUUUUCAUGCACAAGAGCGCCAUGCAGCAAAUCCAACAACAGAUUCCUCGUGUCGGACUGGGAGCGCACGGCGUGGCCAGCACGGCUAGCAUGGGCAGCGGUACAACGCCUGGCGCAGAAACAAAGCCACACCAGUGCCAGCAGUGCAUGAAGAGCUUUUCCAGCAACCAUCAACUUGUGCAGCACAUACGCGUCCACACUGGCGAGAAGCCCUAUAAAUGCUCCUACUGUGAUCGUAGAUUUAAGCAGCUAUCCCACGUACAGCAGCACACGCGACUGCACACCGGAGAGCGACCGUACAAAUGUCACUUACCGGACUGCGGUAGAGCUUUCAUACAGCUUUCCAACCUGCAGCAGCACUUGCGAAACCACGAUGCCCAGGUGGAGCGAGCCAAGAACCGGCCCUUUCAUUGUAAUAUUUGCGGCAAGGGCUUCGCGACAGAGUCCAGCCUGCGCACGCACACAUCCAAGGAGCUACAGCUGCAUCUUGGUGUCUUGCAGCAGCAUGCGGCACUUAUUGGUGGGCCCAAUGCGACGUCAUGUCCGGUAUGCCACAAGCUCUUUCUCGGCACCGAGGCGCUAUUGGACCACAUGAAGCAUGUCCACAAAGAAAAGUCGCCGACGCCAAGCGAACCACCUGCUCAAUUCGGUGAUAGUAUCCAUAGUGGCAGCGGCAACGGUGGUGCUGGGCCCGGUUCGCUAGCAGCGCAAUGCGCGUCCGAAUUAAGCUGCGCCCAACCAUCGACAACCAGCGGAUCCAGCCUGAAUGACAGCUACCUCGGCAAACGUAGAACUGCGAACCACCCUUGCCCCGUAUGCGGCAAGCACUACGUCAACGAGGGAUCCUUACGCAAGCACUUGGCUUGUCAUGCCGAAACCUCCCAGCUGACAAGCAGUCUGCGCAUGUGGCCAUGUUCCGUCUGUCAGGCAGUCUUCACGCACGAAAACGGUCUUCUUACCCAUAUGGACCAUAUGCGCAUGGAUCCCAAACAUCAGUUUGCGGCGCAAUACGUUCUGUCUCGAGCGGCGGCAGAGCAACGCGAACGCGAAUCCCUAUUAGCAGCAACAUUAGCUGCUUCUUCAACGAGUAGCGGGGUCAGAGAGACUGCAAGUAUGCUACCGUUGGGAGUAAACCCGGGCGGCUCUAACUCAUUGUGUCCCUCGCCAUCAGCGAACUCGGAGUGUUCGUCGAAUGGACGCCUGUCCUCGUCAUCCGCAUCAGAUCAGGAACAGGAUCAGGGAUUAAGUGAAAAUGAGAAUAGCAGUCACAACAAUAAUAAUAGCAGCGUUAACAACAAUAAUAAUAUCAUUAACAAUAAUAAUAACAACUGUAGUUCAAAUAAAAUCAAUUUGAACGAGUUGAGACUGCCCAGUUCCAGCCAGUACAGUAUGGAUGCCGAGCUGCAUGCUAACAGAAUGUCCUUAAUGGCAGCUGCAUCAGCCGCUGCUGCGGCAGUGGCGGCCUCAGCUGGCUCAAGGUCACACGAUGGCACCAUAGACGCAGCAUCUACCGGACCGGGCAGCGCGGUAGUCCAGGCGGCCGUUGUCAACCUGGCUGCCGCCAUGCGCAUGAACAAUCCGACAAAUCACCAACAACAGCCUGGCGAGCACCAGCUGCACCAGCAAAACCAUCAGCAACAGGCGCAGCAUCAGCACCAACACCCUCACCAUCAACAACAGCUGCCCCAUCUGCCAUUAUUGUCUCCCCUCGGCAACCAACAGACGCAUCCUAGCAAUAAUAACACUCGGCGAUCUCCGACUAUAAACGUUCCAAGCAUACAAAUGCAGACAGACACAUCGUCCGUCAUGAUGAGCAUGAUGCGCGGCUCUUUGGAUUCUGGUUUGGGUGGCAUGCAUCAAAUGGAAGCACUUCAUCAUCAACACCACCAAGCGUCCAAUUACUCACAGCACGCAGUGACACCCAGUUCGCAGCAGGCUUCGUCACAUCCUCAACAUACCCACCAUCCUGAGACGGCACUGCGAAUGCAUCAACAAGCCGAGGCGAUAUUGCGCUCCCAUACUGAGGCCGCUUUUCGUCUGGCUGCCUCGGUGGCCGCUACGAAUGGUGGCAACGCUAACUCGACGUCUACCAGCACAAUAAAAAGCGAAUCCUCAGCACAUCAACAGCGGCAGAUCAAUGGCAGUGAACUGCACUCAUCGCCGCAUCGUUUCCAAUCGAACGCGAACCAAACACCGCACCCCCACCCGCAACCGCACCCGCAAUCACUACAGGAGCAACAACCGAAUUCACACAACUCAUGAAGUCUAAGCGAAUUUACACAGUACCAGAAGACACAUCGCUAUCCUCAACGGGAACACCAGCAUUAAUUUUGGCGUCACGUAUUUCUCCCUGUAUCAUCAGCACCCAGUACAACGAACUGAAUCCGGAUCUGUGUCGUUGCUGUGAUUUUCGUAUAGAGUCCACUAAUGACUCUCUGGGAGAUAAGUACAUCAGAAAGAGACUAAAAAUAGUAAAAACAUAAAUUUACUCAUCUAUGGGAAAAUAUGUGUACUUUUUUAUGUGUAUCUGCUUAUGUGCUUUAUCUGCAAGUCAGUAAAAAAAUGCACAUGUAUUGUAUAUACAUAGAACAUACUUUAGUCUACAUACCAACAAAAACACCAUGUACAAUAUAUUAUUGUACGCAUGUACUUAAAAUACCGCAUAUUUUAAGUGAAAUCUAAACUAAAGUUCACAAAAUACUUAAGAGCUAAAUGUCGGUGUUUAAUACACACAUAUAAAAAACCGAACAAUUAUAUUUUAAUGAGUUGUAAUUCUAGAAGUUUAUACUGGGUACCGGACUAGAUUUCCCAAACCGGACCCAUAUAGUAUACUUUCCAUAGGGAAAGUGUAUUUUUAAAUAACUUCUGGGUUUAUUGUUACUUAUCGAUUACUGGAAACAAGAUUGAUCUGCGCAUAAUAUAAAUUUAGAAAUUCUC